Alnus glutinosa is the source of this 444-nucleotide messenger RNA. RefSeq lists its product as uncharacterized. The coding region runs from base 1 to 444 and encodes 147 amino acids. NCBI's taxonomy places the organism in Eukaryota, Viridiplantae, Streptophyta, Magnoliopsida, Fagales, Betulaceae. The transcript has 2 exons. The record is from RefSeq and is a predicted model, not a curated record.
AUGGUGUUUAUUGUAUCAGCUACAGGGCCUAUAGCAGCUGACGAUUGGAUCACCUCCCACGAGGACUUAGCUGACUCAUUACGUUGCACGGAGGAACAGAAGGUAGAUUAUGCAGGUCUAAAGUUCAGAGGUGAGGCCAAGAAUUGGUGGAAGUCCAAAAAGCGGCACCUCACUAGGGAAUAUGGGCAGGGUGUUCCUAUCCCAUGGGAAUGCUUUAAGCGAGAAUUCAAUGAUAACUUCUUUCCUCGUGCACAGAGGCAACAGUGUGCAAGGAAUUUCCAGGACCUGAAACAGGGGUCAAUGUUAGUUGAGCAAUACUCAACUGAGUUUCAGAGGCUGUCAAGGUAUGCCCCAAACCUCAUUUUGGAUGAAGAAUUGAAGGCUGAGAGAUUUCACGAUGGCUUAGCGCCACGAAUCCUUGAAAGGAUCAUUUUGUCAAGGUGA